CAUCUGUAUUUGUCAGGCUCAAAUCCAAGGGAGACGAACGAGGCGCCAUCUUUCGUGCGUUUCUCCCUCCAACGAUGAGAAAAUGAUCUCGAAACCGGUGGUCUGUGACACCUCCAAUCUGUAAAUAAAGGCGUAUAUGAAAAGAACUCGUAUCUGAGCAAACAAUCGAUUCAUAAUAUACAACAAAUAUAUAUAUUUGCUAUCCAUAAUCCACUGAAGGGGACAGCAGCAGCAAGGUGUUGUCUAGAAUCGCCCAUUUCGUGAUUCCGGAGCCGAUAACGAAAAGGGGUCCUGAAACCGGGUUGUUUUUCACGAAGCGGACACGGAUAUGGCGGGGCUGCUUGACCAAACGGCUUGUUUUGUGCUUUGGUGACAUUAUUGUGCUAUUAAAGCCAAAGGUCGGUGGAAUAGUUGCCGAAAUUCCCUCGGAUCGCGCGCCCGUCACGUGCCAGGCUGUGUUGGUGGGCUGGAGUGAAGGUUUGGAGGUGCAGGCUGCAUGGCUGCGAUGGCGCCCGCUCUGACUGACGCCCCAGCCGAAGCCCGCCACAUCCGCUUCAAACUUCCCUCAUCCACACUGUCUCCCGGCAGCACAGAGAAUAACAGCAACGCCAGCAACAUCCUCAUCUCCGACUCGGUCUCGGACUCUGCCGGUGCCCACAGCAACGGCAAGUGUCACGUCAACGCCGACGACGGACAGAACUUCACCCAUUACCACAACGUCAAGGGUCAGGAGCAGGAUCCCCUGUCGAAAGCCCCGUCUCUGGGCAAACUGGCACCUUACUUGUGCUCUGAUGUCACACCAUUGCCCUCGUCCAUCAAAGUCAAGGAGUCGCUGAAGGUGCUAAAGAGCCACGGCCUGCUGAGCGCCUCCAUAUUCCCUAGCGCUGCUGCCGGCAGCGACUUCCUGCUGCGCAAGCGCCACGCCCUCGAGCUGACUGGAGGUCAACUGAAGAGCCUUGUCAACGGUGGCGGAGCUGGGAGUACCAUGGUGCCUGUGAACGGACUCUCCAAGAAAGUGGCCGUGCCUAGUGCGGCCGUGGCUGAGAAAGGCAGUGUGGCCACUGUGAAUGGAGACAGCAACCAGCCUCCACCAAUGGGAGAAGCGUUGUUAUCCGUGUCCUCAAAGUCCGUCGGUACCUUUACAACCAGUGGACAGAACGAUGAUCUGAAGCCACAACAGAAUUUGACACCAAGCAUUCAAGGUGUGUCAUCACAUCGGGAGCUCACUGCUUUGUCUGAAAGUACAGAGGUUAAAGCAGAACCGGAGAGUCCCGUUGGUGGAAUGGUUGUGGAAACAAACAGUAACAAUAUUGUUAGCUUUGAAAACUGUCCCUCGUCCCUUAGCUCUUCCCCGGUCCAUGACGACUCAACCCAGCCAACACCCAACCUGGAGGCUCUGCUCAGGGAUCGGGUUCAACAGAGCCAACACAGGCAAACGGACAUCGAAAGCCGCCUGCUGCGUCUUCGCAAACGGCUGCAGGUGGUGCAGGCCAAGCAGGUGGAACGGCAUUUCAAACAGCAACUGUCUGGUUUUCUGGACCGCACUCUGACUCCGACAUCUAGCCGUAGGGCGGAGCCAGGGGCAUGGAGAGGGUCUCGUGACACGCACGCGCAUAAUUUGAAUCGGCUUUUGAAGGGUGGCAGGGUGGCCUCGGAACUGGAGCGACUGCAUCUCAGCGGCAGCACGCAUUUGCGCGCGACGGAGGCUCAGUUUGACUCGGACGCCACAGAGAGCAGUUCAGGAGGAGAGAGUGACGUCGAGGAGGAGGAGCUUGCCAGGGUGGAUGUGGACCAGUGUCAUAUUAAACUAUGGAGAAGAGCAGAAGGCCGGUUUGCCAGGGAAAGAGCCACCAUUAUCAGUCACUGGACAUGGCUGCAGGCUCAGAUAUCGGACCUGGAGUACCGCAUUCGACAGCAGGUUGACAUCUACCGCCAACUCCGCGCCAGCAAGGGUCCUGUGGAGCUGGGAGACUCUGCCCCUUCCUGCCAGAGAACCAUCAUGGAGACAGAGAAUGUCUUGACCUCACCAACAUCCCAGAAUUUCACCGAAUCCCAGUCUCAUUUGACAAACACAUCUGAAAACAACGUCUCUUUUAGUCGCAUGGCAGAAAUGUCAGACGCAUGCCCUUCGAGUCUAGACAGCAGCUCUACGUCCGCACGAACACGCCCGCUGGUGACCUGCAGAAGACGACGUCUAAUCCACCCAAACACUUUCCACAAUCUCAACGGCAAGGUUCAGAGAGCAAUGUUUUCACCUCCACAAGUAUGUGAGGUCAACGGCUCAUGUGUCAUGUGUGGGAUUGCUCGUCCCCUCUCCAAACCAGACUUACCUUAUGAUCGCCCUCUGCUGGAAAAAAUCGCACAUCAAGACCGCAGCAUCCACCCCGUUCUGUCCUUGCAAUCGGACGUGGCUCUUAGCUUACAGUUGCAGAAGGUGUUGAGGUCUCAUUGGCAGACUCGUCCCUUUGACAGGAUCAAGCCGCUCAAGAAGAUCUCUCUCAAACACAAGCUUUCCAUCACACCAUCCUCGUCAUCAUCCUUCCUCUCUAAACACAAAUUCAGACUGUCAAAUUCGCAUGCAGCCGCAGUCCGAUUGGCCCGUCACAAGAGCAGGCUGGAGAAGCUGCACAGGCAGCAGGUGGACAACAUCUCUUGUGUCCCAAAGCCGGACAUGCUCACACCCUGCAGGGCGGAUCGUGUGCUGGACCGGAGUCACAGCAGGAAGAGAGUCAGAGAGCACUCACUGGACAGAGCGGACUCACCAAAGGUCAUGAUGGAUGCAGGCAGUCCGUGUCCAUCUCUGUCCAGCCUUCACUCCUCCAACACCAGUCCCUUGACCAGACAGCUCUCCCUCCCCAUUGAGAGCAGCACUCCUCUGGGAAACAGUGUGCCCAUACGGAGGAGAAGAGGCGAGAGUCCGUUUGAUAUCAACAACAUCGUCAUUCCCAUGUCAGUGGCUGCCACCACCAGAGUGGAGAAACUUCAGUACAAAGAAAUUCUCACACCCAGAUGGAGAGAAGUGGACACUUUAGGCCAACCGCUGGCAGAGGAAGACGAUAACAUUCCGGUGGAGGACCUUUCAGAUGCCAUGUUCUCUAAACUCCAUCAGCCGUGUGAGGAGCAGGAGCGCUCUCGCUGGCGAUGGACGGCUCUCGCACCCGCCAAGAGGAGAGGCAGCAGGUCCUACAAAUCCCUGGACGGGCGAACGACACCAUCAAUAGUCGGAACGAACCCUUCGACUCCCCAGCCCUCUUCCCCAGACGGAAGUCACUUCCACCUCCUGCAGGACUACGGGCCCGUGCCGUCACCCCUGAGCCCGCCCAGCCCCGACACGCCCUGCUCGCGCGACGCACACACACCGUACACCAGAGACACAAACAGACUGCUGUACAGCGAAGACACAUGCGGCUCCACUUCAGACUGCACCUUUGAGGAGAAGACGGUCCAGCCCUGGGAACUCCGGAGUUUUCCUUUGCCUGAGGACCCAGUAGUGGAGCCGGAGAUUGACAAGGAUCAACUGAGCUUUCCUACAGGCCUGAGAGCCGACGCCCACCACAGGGAGGAGUCAGAGAGUGACGCUUCCUCGCCGUGACGACGGACUGAUUAAAGCCCACCCACUAACGGGAACAACCUUAAAACCACACCUCCUAUGGCAUUAAUUGAGAAGAAACUCAUACUAAUCAAAACAAAACAAAAAAAAAAACAAAAAAAGAUUCUGUCGGGACUUCUGUUGUUUGAUAUUCAAACAUCAGCCAAUUAUUUUCACAGUUUUUAGUGAACAUUACCGAACAUAGAAAGCUAAACCUGUCUUCUAAAACGAAAAAUGUAAACGAGAUGUAUGAAAGUUGUUUCCAUAAAUGUUUUCAUAGUCAGCUAAAUAUAUCAUUGGGACUUAGUGUGGUAUUCUAACCUGUCAGGUGAACACUAUGUAGUGCACUGUGUAGCAGACUUAAAGAGGGCUUGACCAAAGGGUGCCUCUCUGCUGACUUGUUAUAUAUGUAUGCUUGUGUUGUGAAGUGACGAACCAAAACCUGUUGAAAAUACUUGCCGCAUUAUUCUCAGUUGAUGGUCACGCAUCAAGCAGAGAUAUUCUCCUCAGUUAAAAAGCACUUCACAGGGCGUCAAUAUCUUGUUCUCUUCCUUAACCCUCCCCUUUUUCUCUUUCUUUUUAAUAAUUUCCCACCAGCGUUUGGAGUAUGCUAAUGUUCAUGACAUCAUGUAUCACAAUGUAAUGGAAAAAUUGCAAGCUCUACAAAACAAAGCCUUUAGUGCACAUUAGUUUAGGUCCUUAAAUGUUCCAGGAUCUUUUCGACAUCAUCUGUUGAGAUUGUACUUUGUAUUCCUUCUUAAAGGAGUCAGAUGUUUCACACAGACCUGCCCUUCUCAGGUUAUGCAGUUUUACGGAGUCUUGUGUUAGCAAGGUGUCUGUUUUCCCUUCACUUAGUCAAUGUUUAUGUGACCCCAUAUUAGUGUUCUUACUCAGCACUGUCGCCCCUUCGAGAAUCUACUUGCUAUGCAACUCAACAUUAUUGUUGUGGCCCUGUCUCUUUCUUUUUCAUACAAUCACAAUGUCUUUUUUUAUUUCUUUGAGGUGUCUUUCUCUUCAUAGCUAUUUGAGACAGGUUUCAUUGUAAUUUGGACUGUUUCAGAAGUUAAAUCAUUUGCAGAAAAAAGAAAAACAAAAACACCCUUUUGUAAAUAGUACCAUUAAAUCAAAUCAAACUCCA
Molecule: messenger RNA, 4727 nt
Organism: Megalobrama amblycephala (Wuchang bream)
Lineage: Eukaryota; Metazoa; Chordata; Actinopteri; Cypriniformes; Xenocyprididae
Gene: kansl1a
Product: KAT8 regulatory NSL complex subunit 1a
Cellular component (GO): NSL complex
Molecular function (GO): histone acetyltransferase binding
Source: RefSeq, a predicted model, not a curated record